CAUGGCUUGGUUUGAGAAGCAGCCGGCUCGGGCAUUUGCCAGCUGGCUGGGCAUGCCCUUGCCAGCCCUUAGAGAACUUCUGGGAUUCUUCUCCACGAACAUACAUCUCACGGGAACAGAAUAGUGAUUCUCCUGAACUGACCCCCACCCCAACUGGUGGCAGCAGCAGAAGGACUAUUGGGUGAGGCAGCACUAGGUACCAUGAGGCAAGCCACGAAGAGGCGCUUGAGCCUCUCGGCCAACAUGAAAAUCGGGGACAUUUGCAAAGGUUGCCAGGACCCCGACAAGGAGGAAGUGUACAUCCCCUUUGCCCAGGAACAUCUGGUGAAGCGAUGGGGUUCGCUAACCAACUUAGCCGAUCAGAAGCAGGAGGGAAUCAACAUCCCACCCCGGCGGAACCGAUUUGUCCUCAACCUCAACGUUGGGGGGAAAUGUUUCCAGGUCGCCUGUAAGAUGGCUGCUAAGUACCCAAAGACAAGGAUUGGCCAGCUGGCCCUGUCCAAGGACCAUACGAAGAAAAUGGAACUUUGCGACGACUACUCGGUGCUGAAGAAUGAAUACUUCUUUGACCGUGACCCGCUCAUGUUCCACUACGUCUUCCACUUCUACCGUAGUGGGGUUAUGUGGGUCCUGGAAGAGUUCUGCCCAUCCAACUUCGUCGACGAGAUCGAGUACUGGGGCAUCCACAUCAAAUACACCCAGAGGUGCUGCCGCAUCCUCUUCGAGGAGAAACAGGACGAGCUGGCCGACUACCUCAAAAUCCAACGGGAGUUGGAAGCGGAGCUGGAGCCGCUGAGAAAGGGGGAGCACUUUGAUGGGAAAUGCAUGGGCAAGUUCCGCAAGGCAGUCUGGAACCUGAUCGAGAACCCGUACUCCUCCAUCCCUGCCAAGAUCAUUGCCGUCAUGUCCAGCGUAUUUGUCCUCAUCUCCAUCGUCGGGAUGACACUGAGCACUGUCGAGGAGAUGCAGCACAAGAGCAGCAAGAAUUACUUGGAGCAAACGGAGACCAUCUGUGCCAUCUUCUUCACCCUGGAGUACCUCAUGCGCCUCAUUUCCACCUCCAGCUUCCAGCAAUUCCUGCGGGCGGCGUUCAGCGCCAUUGACCUGGUGGCCAUCAUGCCCUUCUAUAUCCAGAUACUCUUUGAGAACCUGGGCGAGGGGGACACGGAGUACCACGAGGAGCUGCACAAGAUGCGCAGCGUGGGCAAGCUGGGGAAGGUGCUCAAGCUGAUCAAGCUGAUGCGCAUCUUUCGCAUCCUCAAGCUGGCCCGCCACUCCACGGGCCUGAGGGCCUUCGGCUUCACCAUCCGGCAGUGCUACCAGCAGGUCUGCUGCCUCUUCCUCUUCAUUGCCAUGGGCGUCUUCACCUUCUCUGCCCUGAUGCAUUCGGUGGAACACGAUGUCCCAGGCACGGACUUCACCAGCAUCCCUGUGACCUGGUGGUGGGCUGCGGUCAGCCUCUCCACCGUGGGCUACGGGGACACUGUGCCGGACACUGUGCUGGGCAGGAUGGUGGCCUUUGCGUGCAUCUCUUUUGGCAUCAUCCUCAAUGGGAUGCCCAUCUCCAUCCUCUACAACAAGUUCUCUGACUAUUACGCCAAGCUCAAGUCCCACGAGUCUGAGGCCACCAAGUCGCUCAAGCUGACUCGGAAGCUCCGCCUGAAGGAAAGAGCUUGGCAGAAGUUCCUGGUGAGUUGCUGCCCAGAGGACUACCUCUCCUGCCCGCCGGCAGCAGGUCACCCCAGCGGCCAACAUUUUGUGCCUCAGUCUGGCCACCUGGAAUACCCGGUUAUCCACCAGCCACAGCACGGUCACCAGCCACUGCGUUCUGCUCCUCAUUCCCCCUGUUCUCAUAGCUACCGCUGUCACCACUCUUCUUCCCCCUACAGGGGUCAGCAUGCCCACCUGGCAAUUCCCCCCCUGCUCCUAUCACGAUCUGGCUCUCCUACCCCUCAGCCGUCACCCCGCCCAUCGUCACAAGCAAGACACUCUGUCUUGUAACUGGAAGCUUCCAAACGGCGACAGUUCUACGGGGUCUCGGGCAGAGAGGGGCGUUUUCCAUUUCUGCUGACUGAGAUUUUUCAGCUGGAGAUUGAAUCUGGGGGCUUUCUGCCUGCAAAGCUGCAGACUCCAAAGAGGAGAGAAGAAAUGUAGAUUUUUGCCAGGAAGAUAAAAUCAUAGAGUUGGAAGAGACCAGAAGGGCCAUCAAGUCCAACCUCCUGCCAUGCAGGAACACACAAUCAAAGCACUCCUGACAUAUGAUCAU
This is a messenger RNA of Sphaerodactylus townsendi, 2266 nucleotides long. RefSeq names its product potassium voltage-gated channel subfamily V member 2-like. The record is from RefSeq and is a predicted model, not a curated record. The transcript has 2 exons. Lineage: Eukaryota; Metazoa; Chordata; Lepidosauria; Squamata; Sphaerodactylidae. The coding region runs from base 202 to 2001 and encodes 599 amino acids. Gene Ontology annotation, cellular component: voltage-gated potassium channel complex; membrane. Gene Ontology annotation, biological process: potassium ion transmembrane transport; protein homooligomerization. Gene Ontology annotation, molecular function: delayed rectifier potassium channel activity.